Molecule: messenger RNA, 1044 nt
Organism: Grosmannia clavigera kw1407
Lineage: Eukaryota; Fungi; Ascomycota; Sordariomycetes; Ophiostomatales; Ophiostomataceae
Product: farnesyl pyrophosphate synthetase
Exons: 2
Coding region: 1-1044 (347 amino acids)
Biological process (GO): trans, trans-farnesyl diphosphate biosynthetic process
Cellular component (GO): cytoplasm
Molecular function (GO): dimethylallyltranstransferase activity; (2E,6E)-farnesyl diphosphate synthase activity
Source: RefSeq, a predicted model, not a curated record
AUGACACAGAAAACGACUUUGAAGGAGUUUGAGGCUGUCUUUCCGAAGCUCGAGGAGACGCUGCUUAGACAUGCCAAAAAGUACGGCCUCCCCGAGGAGUACCUGCAAUGGUAUAAGAAGAGUCUCGAGACCAACCCCUUGGGCGGGAAGUGCAACCGAGGCAUGUCUGUGCCAGACUCGGUGUCGGUCCUGUUGGGCCGCGCAUUGACCGAAAAAGAGUACUUCCAGGCCGCUACUCUCGGUUGGCUGACCGAGCUCUUGCAAGCUUUCUUCCUUAUUUCGGAUGACAUCAUGGAUAGCAGCAUCACGCGCCGCGGCAAUCCCUGCUGGUACAGACAGGAGGGUGUAGGAAUGGUUGCUAUUAACGAUGCGUUCAUGCUGGAGUCCGCUAUCUACACUCUGCUUCGCGAGCAUUUCCGCUCGCAUCCGUCCUACGUGGAUAUGAUCGAGCUGUUUCACGAGGUGACUUUCCAGACUGAGCUCGGACAGCUGACGGACUUGUUGACGGCACCAGAGGACAUCGUCAAUCUGAACAACUUCAGUCUCGAAAAAUACAGAUUCAUCGUGAUCUACAAGACUGCCUACUAUUCAUUCUAUCUACCGGUGGCGUUGGCAUUGCAUCUACUCGAGUUGGGAACACCGGAAAACCUAAAGACAGCUGAGAGUAUUUUGAUUCCUAUGGGCGAGUAUUUUCAAGUGCAGGACGACUACCUCGACAACUUUGGCUUGCCGGAACACAUUGGCAAAAUUGGCACUGACAUUAUGGACAACAAAUGUUCGUGGCUCGUAAACCAGGCACUAAAACUGGUUACGCCUGAGCAGCGGGCAGUGCUCGAGGCAAACUAUGGACGCAAGGAUAAAACACAUGAGGCUGUUGUCAAGAAGCUGUACGAUGAGCUCAACUUGGAGAAGCUGUAUAAGGACUAUGAAGAGGAACGUGUCAGUGGACUCCAUGAACAGAUUGCCAAGGUUGACGAGAGCAAGGGUCUGAAGAAGGGGGUCUUCGAGGCUUUCCUGUCCAAAAUAUACAAGCGCAGCAAGUAA